Malurus melanocephalus (red-backed fairy wren) is the source of this 1671-nucleotide messenger RNA. Its product is annotated as putative histone-lysine N-methyltransferase PRDM6. Bases 1 to 312 code for a protein of 103 amino acids. The record is from RefSeq and is a predicted model, not a curated record. Gene Ontology annotation, cellular component: nucleus. The transcript has 3 exons. Lineage: Eukaryota; Metazoa; Chordata; Aves; Passeriformes; Maluridae.
AUGCCAGUGCUUGUCUUCCAACCCUACCAGUGCGGUCACUGCUCCCAGUCCUUCUCACAGCCCUCSGAGCUGAGGAACCACGUUGUGACGCACUCCAGCGACAGGCCUUUCAAGUGUGGAUACUGCGGCCGUGCCUUCGCUGGUGCCACAACACUCAACAACCACAUCCGGACGCACACUGGGGAAAAGCCCUUCAAGUGCGAGAGGUGUGAGAGGAGCUUCACACAAGCCACCCAGCUGAGUCGACACCAGAGGAUGCCCAAUGAGUGCAAGCCAAUAACAGAGAGCACAGAAUCAAUUGAAGUGGAUUAACUGAUUGACUGGUUGGAAUUAAACUGCAAGGAAAGUCAUGAUUAAAUGUCACGGACACUUAAGCAAAACCAAAGAUUUCCUCUGAGCAACUCUCAAUCAGUCCCAGAAAACCAAAAGCAGUAAUAAAAUAAGUAAGAUGUUAAGAGAUAUUGAUCCUGGCAUGGAAGUGAGACCAGGAAAGAGAUUAUUUAUUUAUGACUAGGGAUGAGUCUUAUUUCAAUUGACAAGUUACUUGGGGCUGUUAACAUUUCAAGUCCCUCCAUGUAUUGCUUUAAUUCUAAAAGCCUUUAUAAUUGUUAUUUAAUGCCAAAGUGAGGAAUCUCAAGGGUUCUUCUGCUCAUAGUUAUGACUGAGAAUGCACAUGGACUUGUUUAUUGUUGCACCUUUUUUUGUAGCAUGACUCAAAGGACCCAGAUGUUAUCUGUACAUUUGGCUGGGCUGGGCUAAGUUGAUCUUGACAUGGCUGUAAUAGAAAUUGCUGUGUGGGAUGGGAAGUGAUCAAGAGCUAUACCUGGGUCAGUGUCAGCCACCUCAGACCAAAGGGCAUUCCAUUUCCAUAGUCUCAUGCCUCACACUGUGUGCACUUUUUCAUGCAAGUAGUUUGCAUUGACAUUGGCAUAGAUAUUCUGGGGGGAAAAAAACCAAAAAAACAACAAAAACAGAAAGUUAAGAAAAAGAAAAAAAAAGUUUAAAAAAUAGCAAAGUUGUAUAUCUGCAAAUAUGCAUUAUAUAAAGAAACAAGUAGGAAAACUAUGUUAAACUAAUAGAGCUUUCAAAUUCAGUCUAAUAGCUAUGAAAGACAGAGGUGGUAGAAAAUAUUUCAAACAAUAAAGGUUCCAGUCCAUGUGUAAAUGGUAUUAUGUGGAGCAGAAAACCAAGAUGAUAUUUUUGGUGUGGGUAAAUGAUUUAAUAUCAUGUUGACUUCUAGGAAAAUCAACCAAAAAUCCAAGCUAUACUCCAUUGAUAUUUUUAGCCUGGUUUUUGGAUCAAAUUGGAAAUGCUCCUGUAUGAGAUGAAGCUUUCAACAUGGUUGGGCUGAGCUUCAAAACAAAAGAUAAAUCUGAACACAGAUAUUUUGUAAAUUUCAUGGAGGCUUCAAAGCAUUCAMUUCAUGGAAAUUUGCCUGGUACAGUGAAUGAAAGAAAGGCAAAAUACAUCAAUGUAAAAAGCUCAGAUGUCAUUAGCUUGGUUUGAUUUAACAAUUUCCAUAUUGGCCCUUUUUCAUGCUUUUAUUCAUGGUGUAUUUCAGAUUUCAUGAUUUUGUCUAAUCAAAUUAUGUUUUCACUUUUAGAGACCAGCAAUGUUUGCUUAUAUAUUGAUUGUCUCAAUGCUAGAACUGUAGAUUGAUAAAAAUGUUUA